AUGGCGAACUCCUCCUCAAUUUUGCAGCAGCUGGGCUGCUUCCGGUCGCUUGUCAGCAGGCCCAACACCAUGCUGCAGACUCCCUCCGUGGCCGGCCGCCGAAUGCUCAGCACGGUCUGGUCCGCCAAACCCAAGCCGGUUCCUCUGCCUAAAGAAUUGCCCGAACAAUUCCUCGCUCAAUUACCGCAUCGCAUGCGACCUGAACUCGCUCCCAAGAAAAGAAAGAUCCCCCGCCCGCCGCCGGGCCCCGCAUGCAAGGACCCCGUCGGCGAAGUUGUUCAGCGUCAAUUGAAAAAGCUGGAUCCGUUCGGCAAGCGCCGCGAGCUCUUCGACUACCGUCGACACGCCCGCAGCGUCAAGCCCGGCGACAUCAUCCGGGUGACGUUCAAGAACGGCGACCCUUUCUCCGGCGUGGUGCUGAGUAUCAAGCUGCGCGGCGUCGACACCUCGGUGCUGCUCCGCAACCAGCUGACGCGCGUCGGUGUCGAGAUGUCCGUGAAGGUGUACAGUCCCAACGUCGAGAGCGUGGAGAUCGUGCAGCGCACGGAGAAGAGGAAGCGCAGAGCUCGUUUGUACUACCUUAGACAGCCUAGACAUGAUAUUGGUAGCGUGGAGAAUAUUGUCACCAAGUAUCUCAGACAGAAGCGGGCGCUCACGGGUGGGGUUAAGAGCAACAAGAAGCGGUGA
Aspergillus saccharolyticus JOP 1030-1 is the source of this 687-nucleotide messenger RNA. Its product is annotated as mitochondrial 54S ribosomal protein bL19m. NCBI's taxonomy places the organism in Eukaryota, Fungi, Ascomycota, Eurotiomycetes, Eurotiales, Aspergillaceae. Gene Ontology annotation, molecular function: structural constituent of ribosome. Gene Ontology annotation, biological process: translation. Gene Ontology annotation, cellular component: mitochondrial large ribosomal subunit; ribosome. The coding region runs from base 1 to 687 and encodes 228 amino acids. The transcript is spliced from 3 exons. The record is from RefSeq and is a predicted model, not a curated record.